AAAAACUUGAUAUUAUCUGAUGUUGACAUGGACAUGAACAUGGACACCAGCCUAGACUACUCCACUAAGUUAAAAGUACCUCCUGAUCUAAUUUAUAGUAAUUAUUGACCCGCUUUCAGAUUUGACGCUGUUUUUCAUGUUAGACAUGUAAUAUUGCUUAUCGCCCCGCGAAAGGAACUACAUUAGUGUUGCCGGGACAUCGGUACGUAUGGGGUGAACAUUUAUCAGUGAACAUAAUUAACAUUUGACAUCGUGAAAACUGUCAUCCAUAUUUUGUGUUGUCCAUUGCUGGUUACCAGAACAGAAAGACAUUCUUCAUUUCUGUAGCUUAUUUCCAAUUGGACUGUUUCUUUUUUAGAACUUUCUCUGUACUGUGUCAUAAUCGUGUGGAAAAGGGUAGCCUUCAUUGCUAUACUUGCAUUCAACAGAAAAAAAAAAUGGAGUGUUUCUUCUUUAAGAGUUUCUCUGUACUCUGUCUUAAUCUUGUGGAAGAUGGUAAAGCUAAUUGGACCAUUUAGAUCUCUGUAUCACAAUUACUUCAAGUCCUUAGGUGGUCCCAAACAGCGAAAGCCAAUGAAAGUGAUGAGUUCUCCUGCAUUCGCUCACCAAGGCUACAAGAAAACUCUGAUCAUCAACGAGUUUGUUCUCUCUCUGAUAUUCACUCAAAUAGCAACCUUCAUAUACUUUCAACACACAAUUCGAAUGCAUUAUAGUCUUUUCUCAAGAAGCCAAAAGGAGGAGGAACUACAAGUUGAUGUUGCCCAGAGAAUGUCUCCAAUGAUGAUGCUCAAGGACUUCUGAGCACUGAAGAAGACAGGGAAUUCCACAUAUAAGCAUAUGGAAGUGCUCAGUUCGCUUUACUGGUACUUGCCGAAACACGAGGAUGAGGAUCAUUUUUCUUAUGAAGAACAUGACGGAGCUCACUGCUGUGUAAUGGUGGAGGAAGAUAUUGAAGCCGAGUUUGCAAAGAUUACUGAAAUCAGCAGCUUCUCUGGGGACGGCGAAGAAGAGGAGGGAGAGGUAUUGCUGUUGAAGUUGAAUUACGAAGAGGUGCUGAGUGCCUGGUCGGAGCAUGGUCCUCUUUACACUGACGAUGAUCAUUACCUGCUUCCCAUGGCAGCCACUAGCGGCUGCUACUAUGUUAGUUCUUCAGAGAUGGUAGAGGAAAAGCGAGAAGGGAAGCUAGCUUGAUGAGGUUCAAGGAGAAGCGACGCACAAGGCUCUUCUUCAAGAAGAUCAGAUACCAAGUAUGCAGAGUCGCCAGAUUAGAGGGCAGCUUGGCGAGAAUGAUGAGAUAGGAUUGGUGGUGCCCUGGUGUGAGCAGUUGAGCGUGCUGUGCCACACUUCCGUUGGUGGGUUCUGGUCACAAUGUGGGUGGAACUCGACCUCCGAGGCCAUCUUCGCUGGCCUCCCCAUGCUCACCUUCCCCAUUCACUGGGACCAGGUCUUCAACACCAAGCUGGUUGCGGGGGAUUGGUUGGAGCUUCAAUAGGAAGGCGUCGAGCACAUGGUGUCAAGGGAAGAAAUUGGUGGGCUCGUCAGGCGGUUCAUGGAUCCGGAGGGCGAGGAAAGCCAAAGCAAUGAGGAGGAGAGCAAAGGAACUUCAAGAGAUAACCCGAAACGCCGUCCUGAAGGGCAGAUCAUCAGCACUGCAUUACUUGAAUAGCGAUGUCCUUUAAGAUGUUUGCUUUUGAUUCUCCAGAAAAUUAUUAUGGUUGAUUAGUAUGCCAGGACCACAAAUGGGGCAUGAAUUAUGAAACGACAACGUCUGGUGGAUAAAAUUGUGUCCCUAUCUCAAAAGUUCAAACAGAUAAAUGAGUAGGGAACACUGAAUGAUAGCACAUUCCACUACCCAGUUAGCCACAGUUUGAAUAUGCGAUGAUGCAAUUCAGCUUA
Rhodamnia argentea is the source of this 1896-nucleotide messenger RNA. RefSeq lists its product as uncharacterized. The transcript has 2 exons. The record is from RefSeq and is a predicted model, not a curated record. Bases 838 to 1191 code for a protein of 117 amino acids. NCBI's taxonomy places the organism in Eukaryota, Viridiplantae, Streptophyta, Magnoliopsida, Myrtales, Myrtaceae.